UGCCACACGGUGAAGCAAAGCCUAAACAAACUUUCCUAAAAUCUUCGCGCACCCCCUCCCUUCAGCUAAGACACAAACUUUCGGCAUCCCCACCAAACUAAUUAAAUACUGGCCAUGUUUCCUUUUGGCGUUGGUUCCCUUUUGCGUAUUAAAGCAGACACUGUUGCACUCUAGGAACUGCAUUUGUCAUUAUACUCUUUUUUCCGUACAGAAAAACACAUGUAAACAGCAUCUCCGUUGUUGUUUACCCCGCUGCACCGUGGGCGCACAGCGUGGCACCGUCGUGACACCGGACUGCAAUGAUCGUGUCUAACGUGAGUCUGAGCGGCUGCGCGGGGGUCAACAGCGCUCUGUGCGCCGAAGCCGGGGAAGGACAUCAGGCGGGCGUCGCGUACCCGACCACCCUCACCCCGACGGGGAACCUGAUCGUGGCUGUGUGUCUGGGUUUCAUCGGCACUUUCGGACUUACGAACAACCUGCUGGUGCUCGUGCUUUUCUGCCGCUUCAAGAUGCUGCGGUCGCCCAUCAACUUGCUACUGAUUAACAUUUCCAUCAGCGACCUACUGGUGUGCGUACUGGGGACUCCGUUCAGCUUCGCGGCCAGUACGCAGGGAAGGUGGCUGAUAGGGGACGGCGGGUGCGUUUGGUACGGCUUCGCCAACUCCCUCUUUGGCAUUGUGUCCCUCAUCUCCCUCGCUGUCCUCUCCUAUGAGCGCUACAGCACCAUGAUGGCCCCCACUGAGGCCGAUUCCUCCAACUACCGUAAAAUCUCCCUGGGCAUCGCCUUGUCCUGGGCCUACUCCCUCUUCUGGACCUUGCCGCCGCUGUUUGGCUGGAGCCACUACGGCCCAGAGGGGCCUGGGACCACCUGCUCCGUGAACUGGACGUCCAAGACGGCGAACAACAUCUCUUACAUCAUCUGCCUGUUCGUUUUCUGCCUCAUUGUUCCGUUCUUUGCCAUCGUGUUCUGCUACGGGAAGCUCCUGUGCGCCAUCAGGCAGGUCAGUGGGAUUAACACGUCGGUGAGCAGGAAGCGCGAGCAGCGCGUCCUGUACAUGGUGGUGAUCAUGGUCAUCUGCUACCUGCUGUGCUGGCUGCCAUACGGGAUCAUGGCCCUGCUGGCCACCUUUGGGCCGCCGGGCCUGGUCACGCCCGAAGCCAGCAUCAUCCCGUCGGUGCUGGCCAAGACCAGCACGGUCAUCAACCCGGUCAUUUACGUCUUCAUGAAUAAGCAGUUUUACAGAUGUUUUCAAGCCCUGCUGCGCUGUGAGGCUCCUCGACCGGGUUCUAGCUUGAAGAGCUCGUCCAAGGCCCUGAGAGGCGCCGCCGCCGUGGGGCCGCGCCGCACCAAUGACUUCCUCUUCAUGGUGGCCUCCCUGGGUCAGCCGGCCGUCACCUUGCCCCAGCUGGGCGCCUCAUUUGAACCCACCAUCGAUUUCACCAAAGCCCCUUCUUCAGAUAACAAACCUGUCAUAGUCUCACUGGUGGCUCAGGUUGAUGGCUGAUAAUUGGCUACAGCCGUCAAAGUCCCUGGGCGGGACGUCGGUAACGAUGACAGAGGCCUCAACGGCGGGUGGGUUAACGUGGCAUCAACCGGGCCUCGGACAGCAGCGCUGACAGGCUUAGUUUUAAAUGGAAAUAAACCACUGCCUCUGGACAUUACGAGCAGAAAUCAGAGGCAGAAACCGGGGAUCUGCUUCAUUGCGGGGAAGGAGCGAACAGAUGGUGACACUGACCAGUGUUCUUGUCACAGACUGUUGGGAAACAGAGAUUCGCAGGCGUCAUUUAACUUCACUGUGAUCCGCCUGUGUUCAGAACACUGAGACUAUAGUAUGUGUCUGAACUGGAGAAGACAGAUGAGCAAAGAAAUAACAAUGAUUUUGUUACAAAAUUAAACUGUCGUCCAUUUUAGCCUUUAUUUCCUUCAUUGCCUUUAUUUCUCAGUCAUUCUCACACUUUAAAUUGCAAGUUAUUAAUGGGACAUACAGGUAUUGUUUGUUUUAUGUUUCUCUGAACGGUGACUUUCUGGUCAAAGAGAUCUGUGCAUGAGAGUUAUUGUAUAGUUCCUUUAUUAAUUAUUGUGCAUGUGCACUAUUGGAGUUUGAUUUGUAAGCUUGUGUACUCACACAUGGCUCCUACUCCUCGCACUGCUCCAAUACUAGUUUACUUCAUCAUGAAUUUGAUUUUUUAUAUUCAGUGUACAUGUACCUUAUAAGUAUCUGGCUUUGAAGUUAAACCCAAACUAUUUGAGUUCACAGGUCUACAUGUAUCAGUAUUCAAACCUUUGGUUUCUGGCCUCACCUCUCUACUGAAACCAAACACCUCCUUCAAAGUUCCUGAGAACACAACAAAGGACUUACAGUCACUCAAAGCAGCACAAAACGUCAAAUGGGGUUUAUUCCCGCUCGGCUGCAACCUGGUCCUUUUUUGAAUCCACUACUGCACAAGGCCAGCAAUUGGUGGGAGAUAGCAGAAAAGAGACCACCCAGGCAGCGGAUCCACAUACCCCCCACACUCCAACCGCACCACACGCAUACACACUCACACAGACAUCAAUACACACUACCUGGAACUAGAGUGCACUGAAAAAGGGGCACACCUCCAGGAGCACAACUGCUGGCUGACGGUGUGACCCCGGGACCCCCAGCCUAAAUGUCUAUUGUGCAGUUAAAACUGGGUGGUGAUCUCUCCACCAGGGCCAGUGGACAAGGUCACAACUGGCCUCACCCCCAGGCCCCAAACCUACACACAUACUCUGCGGUUGUGCAUUGAGGGCCAAUAUCCGCCUACAGCCCAAUGAAGACCACAGCAGUUUUGUACUGUUUCCUUCUUGUAACACAAAGACAACUGUGAUGUUACUGGAAGUGGAGACGUUGAACGCCUUGGUCCCUUUGGCUCCUGUGUGUGUGCGCUUUUAGCACACGCUUCAAUACAUCUGUACAGUAUGGACACAAGUUGAUACCAAAAGCAAAGACAUUUUCAAUAUUUUUGAUGGGUGCUGUUAAAUAAAUUUUUUUAAAUCUAA
Messenger RNA from Betta splendens (Siamese fighting fish), 3025 nucleotides. RefSeq names its product vertebrate ancient opsin-like. Lineage: Eukaryota; Metazoa; Chordata; Actinopteri; Anabantiformes; Osphronemidae. The record is from RefSeq and is a predicted model, not a curated record. Gene Ontology annotation, cellular component: photoreceptor outer segment; membrane. Bases 300 to 1505 code for a protein of 401 amino acids. Gene Ontology annotation, biological process: visual perception; G protein-coupled receptor signaling pathway. The transcript is spliced from 4 exons. Gene Ontology annotation, molecular function: G protein-coupled receptor activity.